AUGAGCGCCGACGAAGGUGGAGACACCACCCCGAUGUCCACCACACACGACGAACCUCACCAGGACUCGGCUACAAUCGCAGGCGCUGGCAAACGAAAGCGUUCCACUCAAGAUGACAAGCCCAACGACACCACGGCGCGCGAUCAAGCAAAUCUCCACGAAACUCUGCGCAAUCUAAUUGAACUCUUACUGAAACACGACUCCGAUCUCCAACUCCUUUCCUGCCCUUUUCAAAACACAGCCACCAAGCCCCGAGCGAAGCGCGCAAAGGUUUCCGGUGACCAAGACGCCUCCACCAUUCGCACGCGUGUCGCUUCGGACAAAUACAGUACCUUGCAGGAAUUUCUGGCUGACAUUGAAAGAGCGUCAGCUGCUGUGAUCGAACGCAACCAAACUCAGUCCAAUGGCACAAAGGUGGAUGGAGCACCUGUGACCGAGGUGGUCAAUCAGAUUGCAGCCUUCAAAAUCCACAUGAACAGCCUGAUUGGUCAAUCUUUCGUCAACCAACCCGAAGUCAAGACAGAGAUAUCGGAGGACGACAACGAUUCGUCGUCAGAGCUUCACGCAAUCAAUGUCUGCGCUCGAGAUGACAAACGCGCCCUGACACUCUUCGGGAACUCCGCGAAUCCCAAGCAUCUAUUCUCGAGUCUCCAAAAAUCAGUCAAGGUACCUUUGCAAUCUGAUUCGGGUCCCGAGAAGUUUGUCGAGGUGCAGGAAGAGCUGCGCGAGGCAGGCUUGCCCAACGGCAUCACAACCACCAAAGUCGUUCCCUUCAACCUUGCGGCUACACCAAAACCAUCCAAGCGAACAUUCGGGGAAGUGUUCGCCCCACGUGAAUCACUGUUGAAGCUGGAGCCUCCUCGCAAACGUUCGCACCGGGGCAAUGCAGCUACAUGGGUGGAUCGAUUCGAUGCUACCUUCGACUCCAGGAACUUCUUGGGUGAGCGGAGCAAUUAUUGCCUCGCGCCUCUUCCCUCUACACAGUGGCUCCAAUACGGCGGAGUCACCUCAUCGCCAUCAUACUGGGACCGCGUGGAAAAGCAGCACGGAGAUCCGGACAUUGCUCACAGGCAUGGGGAUCCCGCUCUAUGGAAUGGCCCUGACGUCUCUGCUUUUCUGGCUCCGGCGCAAUUGUACAGCUCGCUUCGAAGGAUGCUGUCUGGUGGGGCCAACGGGGGGGCACACCGCGUUAACACUUUACUCUCGAUACCAUACGAAGGAGAAGGAGAGGAAGAAAACACAGAGGCUGUGCGUCCAGGCAACAUCGGUGACCUUGAUGAGAGUAUCUUGGAUGAAAUGGUUACAUCCUUCAAUGCGGAAGACUUUGCCGCGAACCUUGACGAUACCAAAGCCAAUGGCGAUGUCGAUGAUGAAACCAAAACCGUCAACGAACUGCUUGGUGAUGUUUCUGAUCUACUCAACACACUGAGCUCCUAUCAACGCCUGCGAAGUCUCAACCCUCCGACGGGUCAACAAGGCCCCGAGGCAGAUGAAACCCCCGUGACUGACGAAUCAAACACCCCAUCCGAUGCAGAGUUUGGUGUGUAUGAGACAUUAAAGGCCAGCCUGGUGGCAGUCAUCAGCAAUCUUCCACCUUAUGCUGUUGCCAAGUUGGAUGGCCACCAACUCGCUGAAUUGAACAUCAGCCAAAGAAUUGUGAUCGAGACUCCCGACUACAAUGGUACCAUGGAGAAAGAUGACUACACUCUGUCUCAAGAACGAGCAGCAGCCUUAGUUGCAGCUGCGAACGCUGCAGGCCGAACAGCAACGCCCUCCUCGGCACGGCCCACAACAACCGAGUCCCUCAACCCCAAGCAGGCUUCCAGGCUACGCCACAACCCCCCACGCCAGCCUUCAGCGCCAAACACAUACGCCCAUGCUUAUAGCGCGGGCCGUCCUCCAAGCACACCCAGCCAGCGUCCCGCAAACACCCCUCAGUACUCGCAAGGAACCCCACAGUAUGGCCAAGGCAGCCAGGCUCCGUACCAACGUCCUUCGUCCAACGGGUAUCUCCCUGGACAAGCAUCAGCUCAAGGUACCCCACAACCUUACACCCCACGACCGGGACAGCCUACCGCAUAUAACGGAACCCCGCAGGGUCGAAUUCCCUACGCCACUGCCACCGCAAACUCGACCCAACGACCUCCGACCUCGAGCCAGACCCCUGGACAACCCGGCUACGUGAAUUCCGCUGCCGCGGCCACAUACUCUCGCAGUGCAGCAGAACAAGCUGCAUUGAUGGACCGCAAUAAGGCACAACUGGCGGCUCGUCAGACCCGACACAGCCCUUCCACCCCACAACCUCAGGGUCUUGAUCCCCGUGCCUCGCAGGAAGGCAGUGCUACCCCAGGCGCCAAGCAGAACGGCACACCUCUUUCGACAUAA
Molecule: messenger RNA, 2385 nt
Organism: Penicillium brevicompactum
Lineage: Eukaryota; Fungi; Ascomycota; Eurotiomycetes; Eurotiales; Aspergillaceae
Exons: 4
Coding region: 1-2385 (794 amino acids)
Source: RefSeq, a predicted model, not a curated record